Molecule: messenger RNA, 1277 nt
Organism: Actinia tenebrosa (Australian red waratah sea anemone)
Lineage: Eukaryota; Metazoa; Cnidaria; Anthozoa; Actiniaria; Actiniidae
Product: proline-serine-threonine phosphatase-interacting protein 2
Biological process (GO): actin filament polymerization
Cellular component (GO): cytoplasm; actin filament; plasma membrane
Molecular function (GO): actin filament binding
Source: RefSeq, a predicted model, not a curated record
UUUUAUUUCCGGGUCUUGGUUUCGUGAGUAAAGGUUUGUUCUCGAUCUCUUAAUGUUGUGGUUAAAGAUCCUCUUCAAAAUCUCUCCAAAAUGACUCGAUUUGUCGAUUGUUUUUGGGGUUCUGAUUUCACUAGUACUGCUGGAUUUGACAAUCUCUGUAAACGAUUGAGGGAUGGCAAACAGAGCUGUCAGGACUUUGAAGAAUUCGUACGACAAAGGGCUGAUAUAGAGGAAAAAUAUGGUAAAAGUUUGACGAGACUGGCAAAGUCUAACGAGGCAAAGGAAGAAAUUGGAUCUCUCAAAGAUUCCUGGGAUUGCUUGAGGAAUGAGACAGAGAAUGUUGGUAAAGCUCAUAUAGCCCUGGCUCAACAGCUACUGGAUGACCUUGAGAAAGCAAUGAGAGAAUUUAGAGAAACACAGAGAGCAAAACGAAAACAGGUUGAAGAGGUGGUGAAGAAAGCACAAAGAAAUAAGAAAAAUCAUUAUGACAAUACUAUAAAGCUGAAACGGUCUUAUGAGCAGAAGUGUAAAGACCACGAUGCUGCAGACGACUGUCUGAAGAGGUCUGUGUCAACAGCGAGUAAGGAUGAAGAAAAGCAUAGAGCUAGACUAGGAAAAGCCAAAACAGCAGUAGAACAAUCAGGUAAGACCGGUUUAUCUACAAUCCUGUCAAACAAUGUAAUUUUCCCAUUCUUUGUUUGGAUUGUUUUUCAAAGUCUUGAGGAAGAAAGAAUUGCUUAUCUCCGGAAUGCGAUGUGGAUCUAUACAAAUCUAGGGUCCACCACUUGCGUCAAGGUCGACGAGAUUUACGAGGAGAUGAGAAAAAGUCUCGAGAACUGUGACGUGGACAUGGAUGUCAAACUGUUCAUCAGCAUGAAGCGCACGGGAUCUGAAAAACCGGUCCCUGAAGCCCCAGAUCUUUAUUCGUCAAUCGAAGAAGCACGCCACGCCCCAAAACUGGUCAGCAGCACAUCACGAGCAAAGGAAAGAAUCUGCGUCGCGCUGUAUGACUACGAUGCACAGGGUGAACAAGAGCUGACGUUUAAAAAGGACGAUCACAUCAGGCUAUUAUAUACAGAAGGCGAUGUGUGGUGUUGUGGGGUGUUGGGAGAUAAGAGAGGGAUGUUUCCUAAGACCUUUGUAAAGAUGCAACAAUAAUGAUGGUGGUGGUGAUGGUGAUUGUGAUGAUGAUGAUAAUGAUGAUGAUGAUGAUGAUGGUUAUGGUGGCGGUGACUGAUGAUGGCGAUGAUGAUGUUGAUGAUGAUGGCGACAACAAU